Trichomonas vaginalis G3 is the source of this 591-nucleotide messenger RNA. Its product is annotated as thioredoxin peroxidase. The record is from RefSeq and is a predicted model, not a curated record. Gene Ontology annotation, biological process: cell redox homeostasis; cellular response to stress; response to oxidative stress. Gene Ontology annotation, molecular function: thioredoxin peroxidase activity. Gene Ontology annotation, cellular component: cytosol. Lineage: Eukaryota; Parabasalia; Trichomonadida; Trichomonadidae. The coding region runs from base 1 to 591 and encodes 196 amino acids. The transcript has a single exon.
AUGCUUGUCGGAAAACCAGCUCCAGCAUUCAAGUCUACAGCCGUCUUCCCAGAUACAGACUUCAAGGAAGUUUCCCUUGAGCAAUACAAGGGCAAGUGGCUCGUUCUCUUCUCAUACCCACUCGAUUUCACAUUUGUCUGCCCAACAGAGAUCAUCGAGUUCUCCAACAAGUAUGAGGAAUUCAAGAAGAUCGGCUGCGAAGUCCUCGGCUUAUCCGUUGACUCUGUCUUCACACACCUUGCCUGGAUCAACACACCACGUAAGGAAGGUGGCCUCGGCGAAAUCAAGUACCCACUUAUCGGCGAUCUUGGUGGCAAGAUUGCUAAGGACUACGGCUUCUACAUGUGCGAAGCCGGCCACACACUCCGUGGCACAGCUAUCAUUGACCCAGAGGGCAUCAUCCGCCACGUCCAGAUGAACCAUCCAGAUGUUGGCCGUAAUGUUGAUGAAAUCCUCCGCCUCGUUAAGGCUUACCAGUUCGCUGCUAAGCAUGGCGAAGUUUGCCCAGCUCAAUGGCACGGCGAGGGCGACCUCACAAUCAAGCCAAAUCCAAAGGCCUCUAAGGAGUACUUCGGCAAGGCUAACAACUAA